Protobothrops mucrosquamatus (brown spotted pit viper) is the source of this 1489-nucleotide messenger RNA. RefSeq names its product forkhead box protein O3. The coding region runs from base 1 to 1470 and encodes 489 amino acids. Gene Ontology annotation, molecular function: DNA-binding transcription factor activity, RNA polymerase II-specific; RNA polymerase II cis-regulatory region sequence-specific DNA binding. The transcript has 2 exons. Lineage: Eukaryota; Metazoa; Chordata; Lepidosauria; Squamata; Viperidae. Gene Ontology annotation, biological process: regulation of transcription by RNA polymerase II. The record is from RefSeq and is a predicted model, not a curated record. Gene Ontology annotation, cellular component: nucleus; mitochondrial matrix.
AUGGGUGGUCAGGCCAUUGGCAAGAGCAAUGCAUCUGAGCGGAAAGCGGCCUCGGAACAAGUGGGGCAGAACUCAAUCAGACACAACUUGUCCCUUCACAGUCGAUUCAUCAGGGUACAGAAUGAAGGAACUGGGAAAAGCUCGUGGUGGAUGAUCAACCCCGAUGGUGGGAAAGGAGGGAAAGCACCCCGCAGACGUGCGGUAUCAAUGGACAACAGCAACAAAUACACAAAGAGCCGAGGACGAGCAGCUAAGAAAAAAGCAGCCCUCCAAGUUGCACAGGAGACAAGUGAUGACAGCCCCGCCCAGCUAUCCAAGUGGCCUGGUAGCCCAACCUCCCGUAGCAGUGACGAACUGGAUGCAUGGACAGAUUUCCGGUCUCGUACCAACUCGAAUGCCAGUACAAUAAGUGGCCGCUUGUCCCCAAUAUUGGCAAGUACUGAGCUAGAUGAGGUGCAGGACGACGAUGCUCCACUUUCUCCCAUGUUGUACAGUAGCUCACCCAGCAUGUCCCCGUCAGUGAGCAAGCCCUGUAAUGUUGAGCUGCCUAGGUUGACUGACAUGGCAGGCACGAUGAACUUGAAUGAUGGCUUGACAGAUAACCUUAUGGAUGACCUCCUGGACAAUAUAACCCUUCCCUCUUCCCAGCAGUCACCCCCAGGAGGACUCAUGCAGAGAAGCUCAAGCUUUCCAUACGGCUCCAAAGGUUCAGGGCUUGGUUCUCCAUCCAGUAGUUUCAACAAUGCUGUGUUUGGACCAUCAUCGCUGAAUUGUCUCCGUCAGUCUCCCAUGCAAACCAUCCAAGAGAACAAGCAAGCUACAUUUUCUUCCAUUUCGCACUACAAUAACCAAACUCUGCAGGAUCUGCUGGCAUCAGAUUCACAUAGCCACAGUGAUGUCAUGAUGACUCAGUCUGAUCCGCUCAUGUCACAAGCUAGCACUGCUGUGUCUGCCCAAAACGCACGCAGGAAUAUUAUGCUUCGGAACGAUCCGAUGAUGUCAUUUGCUGCUCAACCAAGUCAGAGCAGUUUGACCAAUCAGAAUCUGCUCCACCACCAGCAUCAAUCCCAGAAUUCCUCUCUCAGUGGCAGCCGUGCCUUGUCAAAUUCUGCCGGUACUAUGGGCUUAAGUGACACCAACAUUGGAUCAGCAAAACACCAGCAACAGCCACCUGCCAACCAGUCUAUGCAAUCACUUUCUGACUCCCUAUCGGGCUCUUCUUUGUAUUCCAACAGUGUGAGCCUUCCAGUCAUGGGGCACGAUAAAUUCCCCAGUGAUUUGGAUCUGGAUAUUUUCAACGGGAGCUUGGAAUGCGACAUGGAGUCCAUUAUCCGCAGUGAACUCAUGGAUGCAGAUGGAUUGGAUUUUAAUUUUGAUUCCCUCAUCUCAGCCCAGAACGUUGUUACACUGAAUGUGGGAAACUUCACUGGUGCUAAGCAAGCUUCAUCACAGAGUUGGGUUCCAGGCUGAAGGAUUUAUGCAAAGAGGG